GAACACGCAGAAGUUGACUUCAGUCUAUCAGUUCCUAUCCAUUGGUGUUUGCACAAGUUCAAACGAUGAGAGAACAAGUCAUCAGUUUUUUUGUGCUUCUUGUUGUUGUCUCGGCGACACAAACUGAAUCUAAAAAUGAAACUGUGAUAACAGAUCCAUUUGAAGAUGAUAAUGACUUGAGAUUUGCUGCAGAUACCUUUUGUCGGGAAUUUACACUCGCUAAUCCAAUGGGAAAAAUCGUUCUCCCUUAUAAGCCGAAUUGUCACUUUUGGUGGCAAUGUACUGCUUACGAGCUCAAGAAACACGAAUGUCAAGGUCUUGCACAUAGAAUCAAUUUGCACUACGACUUAUAUUUGGACCGUUGCGAAAUGCCUGGCACUGUUAAGUGUAAAUAUGUGUUCGAUGAAGAAGACAUCAUUAUGGAACAUAUCAUGGAAUUUUACAAGAAACAGGAUACGAAAGAAGAAAAAUCUGAAUAGAUUCUGUCUCAUCAUCUGAUGAGUGAUGUGAUUUGCAUUGUUGUUUUUGAAAUAUGAAAUAUGACUUAACGCAAUAAUAAAAGAACAUCAUGAAGUGAUAUAUGUACAAGA
Clunio marinus is the source of this 590-nucleotide messenger RNA. The record is from the annotation of a GenBank genome assembly. Lineage: Eukaryota; Metazoa; Arthropoda; Insecta; Diptera; Chironomidae.